AUGAAUGAUGAGGAGCUUAAAGAAUUUGGGUGGUAUAAAAAUGCACCCAAACAGGGGUUCAACUCCCGCAAAGCUAAGGCUAGCACUUAUAAAUCUCUUAAGAAGAAUGCACAAAAAGAUGUUGGUAUAAAUGCACAACAUAUUAAAGGCAGUAACUCGUGGGCUAUAUCUGGAAAGCACACCAAAUCAAGAAAAGCAAUCUUGGCAAAUGACCCUCAUCUUUCAAAUGGAAUCCCAUCGUUUUGGCAUGCGAGUAAGAUUGAAUAUGAAGAUGGUACUUAUGUUGUGGGAAGUGCAACUCCAGGAAUUCCCGCUCAUGGAUCUUUCUCAACCGAUAAGAUUUCAGUCGGAAUAACUACCGUCCAUGUUGAUAAUUCAGAUAUCUAUGAAGAGGAAAUUAGAGGAGAUUCUUAUCUGUUUAAAGGCAAAUUGCUCCCUCUUGAAACUAGAGAAGAGGUCAUUAAAAUUAAAGGAAAACAGCCAAUCAAAUAUCAAGUAAAAUCAACUCAUCAUGGGCCAUUACUCGAUGACUAUGCCCUUGCUUUGUCUAAUCUCAGAACAUCACUCCCACCUGAGUUACCUAAAGGUAACUUCUCUUUAGCCUGGAUUGGGUUAGACCCCCAUGAAGAUACUAGCUUCCAUACCUUUUUAAAUAUUUUAAAGGCUAAUGAUGUGUUUGAAAUCACUGAGCUCCUUGUGGGAGUUAAGAGAAAAGAAACUAAAACAAAGAAGGAAGAUAUCAUAGUCCCCAAAGGAUUUACCCAGAACAUCAUGUACGCUGAUCACAAAGGCAAUAUUGGGUAUACUAUGAGUGGAAGUUUGGUUAAAAGGAAAAAUAGAGGAUUUGGUACCCAUAUUUCCAAAGGCUCAACAGGAGAGAAUGAAUGGAUUGGUACUAUCCCUCCAAAUCAGCGGCCAUAUAUUAUCAAUCCUAAGAAAGGAUAUUUGGUUGCUGCUAAUGGUCCUACAUCCUCUCUAAACAUUAACUCACAAGCUGUAACUUAUAUGGGGCUCCAACCAAGAGCUACAAGGAUUGACCAGCUUGUUUCUGAGUUAGUGCAGAAAAAGAGCGGAAAAAUUACAGCAAAUGAUAUGAUGGAGGUCAUGAAGGACACUAAGGAUAUUGUAGCAGAGAAAAAUGUCAAGUACCUCAUAAAGAUGUCUGAGAAGUACAUCAAAACUCUGAAGGAUAAGUCACUGGAACACAAGAUAGUGCUUGAAAUCAUUAAGAAGCUAAAAACUUGGCAAGGAAAUUUUGGUGUCGAUUCAGUCGAGCCUUCGUAUUAUGCAGUGUGGACAAGAAGAGUAAUGAAGAAUUUCUUACCAGAGGAAAUGAUCAUUGAUGAGACAUUCAAGAUUGAUAUCCUUAAUAAGGCUAAUUCACGCUUGACUCUGUUCAGAGAUAUCCUAAACAACUCGACGAAAGAAGAGAAAUACUGCACUAGAUAUGAAAACAAGACAGUUUCUUCAUGUGGAGAGCUGUUCUACCUCUCUUUGAGAGACACUGCAAAGGAGUUUACUCAGAAAGGAAAGCUUAGAGAGAUCCAAUGGGGUCAAAUCCAUCGUGCAAUGUAUUCCUAUGGCCCAUUUAGUAAAUCUGAAAUGCUUCAAAAGCUCGGAUUUGGGACAAGAUAUACUUCUGUAGGAGGUUCUGAGGAUACAGUCCAUGUACACUGCUUCGAUUUGAGCGAUCCCUUCUUCAACUCUGGAAGAUCAGCUAAUUCAAAACUCGUCGUAGAUCAUGGAGAAGGGACAUAUCUAUCAAUUGACACAGGUAUCAGUGAGAAUAUCUUCAGUGGGCAUAACUUUGACUUAAACGAGAGACACACUAACACUGAUCUAAUCUUGAUGAAGUCUCUAAAAGAAGUAAUGGCAAGUGCAGAUAAAGAAGCAGAUAUCAAAAUCAAUGCAUAAGCCAUUAAAAUAUCCAAUUAGUCAAUAAUG
Messenger RNA from Moneuplotes crassus, 1944 nucleotides. Lineage: Eukaryota; Ciliophora; Spirotrichea; Euplotida; Euplotidae. The record is from the annotation of a GenBank genome assembly.